AUGGUUGCUCCAAUAAUACCACGGCCAACAGCUCCACCAUCGGCUUCACCAAGUCUCAAUCAGACAACACCAUCGUCUGCUUCAACAACUUCGAAUAGUUCUUUUCAUUUACAACACCUGCAAAAUCAUCAUCAUCACCAUCAUAAAAACCAACAUCAAUUUGGAUUAGGUUCUUCUUCUGCAACAUCAAUAGGUGUUGCUACAACACCCACGUCGUCGGCGAGUAAUAGUAGUCUUAGUUCUUUAACUUUGCCAUCGUCGUCUGGUGGUGGUCAUCAUCACCAUCACCACCAUCAUCAUCAUCACCAUUCAAAGCAACAGCAGCAAUUGCAAGAACAACUUCAGCAACAACAACAACAGCAGCACCAACACCAACAGCAUCGGCAGCAGCAGCAAAUUCUUGCACCACAACAGCAAGUGCACCAACAGGUUGCUCAACAAUUUCACCAUCUCCAUCAGCAUCAACCAGUCCCUCAUCAACUACCACAUCAUCACUUGCAACAAUCCCAUCAGUUACACCAUACAACUUUAGAGCUACUGACACAGCAACCACCACCUGUUGCUCCUUCGUCUUCGCAAAAGUCUCAUCAUGGUCAGAGUUCGGUACCUCAUAUACCGAUAAGUAUGCCGCCGCCAAAUACGGCGACAGUGCAACAACAACCUCCAACACCCCAACAACAAGUUUAUCCAGCUGCAAUGCUUACGAUUGCUGCCACCGGAGGUCCAGCACCAAAUCAAAAUCUUAACGUAAUUGCAGCUGCUCCAAUUGUCGUUGAUUUUAGUAAUUUCACAGUUAAUUGUUUAACGGCGCAUCCUCCUCCUCCGGCGGUGCCUUCGUCGCAACAAGCACCGUCACAAUUGCAAGAACAACAUCAUCAACUGCAGCACCACCAUUUGCAGCAGCAUUCCCAUCAACAUCCCUCACAUAUUGUACAUAGCUUGAAUCAUAUGCGACCAACAUCGCCACCCGUAUAUCCAACACAAAAAUGA
Messenger RNA from Episyrphus balteatus (marmalade hoverfly), 990 nucleotides. RefSeq names its product probable serine/threonine-protein kinase DDB_G0280133. The record is from RefSeq and is a predicted model, not a curated record. NCBI's taxonomy places the organism in Eukaryota, Metazoa, Arthropoda, Insecta, Diptera, Syrphidae. The transcript has a single exon. Bases 1 to 990 code for a protein of 329 amino acids.